AUGCUCCACAAUGAGCGUGUAAUAUUUGUAUUUGACAGCGAAUAUGGCCGCUUUCUUUCCAUUGAGACAAUCAGAAACACGAUAUCCUGCUCUUUCAAGACCACUGUUAAACGGUCAGGAGUGGCGUUUAGAAUUAGAACAGAGGCAACUCCUAAAAUCAAGUGCACAGCCAGUCCUGCUAUUGGAAUAACAGAUAAGUCAAUUAGUACCCAAAUAACAUGUCUGCUUUCCAGUGGACUGACAUUUAACGACCUUUUUCAACCGGUGAUACUUAAGUUGGAAGUUGCCUUUCUGAAUAGCAAUCAAUUCAGGACAGUUAUGCAUGACAUGGCUAUCGAAUCCCUUCUAAACAUGGUUCAGACCAAAGCUUUUCAAAUCUUUAUUCUUCCCCGGAAACUGGCCGAUGAUCCUUACUGUUUGAGCAUUUCAGAUAUUCUUGUUACUAGUCGUGUUAACGAAAGCACCUUGCAGCAUCGAGCAGCACACAGAAACGCACUUUGUCCGUUUAAAGCGCUCACUAAUAUUUACACCUCUCUUGCCAAUCGCUCACUUCUGUUGGCAGUGAGCCUUAAGCACUCCAUUGAUCCACGCACCAAGAGGGAGUACACUGAUGAGGAAGGCUCAGAUUUAAUUCUUGAACAGAUUGGACAGGAAUGUGAUACUAGGAUUGGUGAGCUAAAAAGUCUUAGACUACCUCCUGCGUAUCAAAAUGCUAGGCUCCCCAUAGCACAGAGGGCUAAGCGACAGCAUAAAGACAAUAGAAUGCCAAUUGGCUGGUCAGAGGAGCAGCUCACGAGUAUGGGUGUUGGUGACUAUGGUGUACCUCUUCCACCCAACCAGUCUACACAUAACUGCUAUGAGUAUGCACAAGAUCAUUAUGCUGUUAUCAAAGCAUACAGUCUACUUUUGGACACUCUCAGACACGAUCUUCUUAUGUGGAUUGACAUGCCGCUUCAAGCUCAGAUUUCUGUCAUUACGAAAGCAUGCCGCGAUGUGGUGACACCCAUCGCGUGUCCUGUAUGCAGUUCGAUGUCUGUGGAAAGCUACACUAUCUGCCAUCGCUGCGGCUGCGCAAUUGGCUGCUGCACCGACUGUGCCCGUAGCUACUCUGCACUGCAUAAGGCAGAGUGUGAUAUGUUGUUCCCCGUCGCUAUCUUCCAAACACUCUCCUCAGAUGAUCUUGUAGACGCUAUAGAGCAGGGUAACAGGGCUCUUUUCGAUCAAUUACAAAGCAUUGGUUCUAAGACAACUAUAGAAGCGGAGAUGAUUUUCGAGACAUGGAAUGAAAGCAGAUGCGCAGUAGCUGUUCUUCUUGAGGACGCAAGUGCUGCCGUUUGCAAACUGGAACGAUAUCUAGUCUCAGGACAACAAAGCAAUCAGUAUCCUGAAACAAGUAUAGACAACCAAGAUAUUAAAAAAGAGCACCAUAAUCUGGACUGUGCAAAGGUCAAAUCAACCUAUUGGCCGGAAACCGGCUCCAAACGGCUGUAUGUAACUGCAAACAAUCUCAAGGAUAUAAUGUUAAAUAUCAAGGAAAGGAAGAGUGUCAUAGAUGUUCACGAAGGGAUCGCACGGAUAAAAGAAAGCUCUGACGCUGUGCGAGACUUUUUAGUAGAAAAUGUUGGUGAUGAGGACGAAAAUGUACGGGCAAUCCUGGAAUUUCUUCUCGACAAUAAAUCAAUCUUUCCAGAAAUAUUUACAGAAAUGAUCUCGCGCAUGAGGUAUGCCUACAUGGAGCAAUUGAUGCUUUUGAAAGAGAAGAUUAUGGAGGUGGAAGAGGAGAUACUGUCCAUGGACUAUCAAGACCAAGUUCAUCGAUUUGAGUUCAUUGAGUGUGUUUCUACCUUUGUCAAUCUAUUGCGCUCCUUGCCGCUCAGGGCUCUUCCAUCCUUUCUAGAAACCCAAACAGUGGUAGAACAGGCGUUUAUCUCUGAAGAUGGGCGUACUAUAUGUGCACAACCAGGCGACAUAAACGAAAGCGUGCAGCAUACCAGCGAUACCUCUCUCCAGGAAAUGUUCAUAGAGUUAACCGACUCUGCGGUUUCUAUUGUACGACAUGAGUUCGACAGGAUUGACAAGGCAACCACAGAGGAAGGAGCAACGAGUCAAUGCACAAAUAAUUUGAAGAACUCACAGAUGAAACAGAUUGAAGUACGGCAUCUGAAGUCGUUGGCUAUUAAGCCUCAGAUCCUUCAGUUAUUGAGCGAGGUGCAGAGUAUCGGCAUGUUGCAAUUUAAAGGGUCGACAAUAAAGAGAAGUACUGACCUUAGUGCAUUGGGAAUAGAGGAGAAGCAAUUUCCCAAGGAAAACUUCAUCUCCUACUGUGAAGCCAUGAAGGAAAUGCAGACAAUGUUGGGCGAACUUAGGGUGUAUUGCCCUCACGGAAUUAAUGCCCUGUGUCCGAUAUACAAGGAUAGUAUAAGAGAUUGGCCUUUGAUGCCUGUGAAGUUCUCUGUUACAGAAGAACAAAUGAGUAAUGCAUAUGAUGUAGCUGCAUUUUUGGAAGCAAAGCUAUCACAGAUGUCUGACUUGCUGGACGCCAUCACAAACGAGUCGCGUGCAAUCCAGGCCAAGAUCGGCGGGAAAACCAAGCAACUUAAGCAGUUUAAAUCUGAAUUUAAUCAGAUUGUGGCAAAAAAUGAAAGCUUUGUGGGUCAGAUUGAUCGCCGCAAUGGAGCAAGGCAGAAUCAGUACUUACAGCUACCCAGUCUCCCCCUCGACUUGCGUCAAACAAGCGCAAAAUCUGUUGGAUCUGGAUAUGCACGCCUAACUAACUAUCUAAUCCAAGAUAUAUUGUCAGUUUCAUCUAGACAGGCAGACCGCAUAAUGACGCUUCUUCCACAAGAAAAAAUUAAAGAGUUGAAAGAGGUCUGUGGCACAUAUGUGUGCAGAAAACAUUCGCUGUUGUUCUUGGCUGCAUCUGGAAAGUGUCAACACAUCCUUUCGGUGUACAUCCGCAAUGGAAUAUUCUACCCCCAUUCCCAGGCGGCGCUGUCAUCUCGGCAAGAACAGAAGAGUAGAGCACGCAGAAAUAGUAUAGCUAUCAACCUUAACAAAGAAGCCGACAACUAUCUGGAAGGUCAGGCCAGUACGCCGCAAACGGGAUUCCUCACGCCCAAGCACAAAGCCGGACAGCCAUAUGGGCGAUUUCCUUUAAACAGUGAUCAUAGUAAAGGUGCACCUCUCACACAGUAUGCAGAACAGGUGCUCCGGCAAAAGCUGACAAGGAAGCGAGUAGACAAGCUGCCCUCACCGGCAUCUGCGCGGCCGUGUCCACAUCCCCCCAAAGACUCAGAAAAUAGCUCUAAUGCGUUAUAUAAUAUACAAAGCAUUUCUGCGCAAGUAGAUGAAACAAUCUGCUCCAAUAUGUAUGAUACCAACCAAAGCACCUGGAAAACGGCGUCCUCUCCUGCUUCUUCCGUACCAAACAAUGGUGUAUAUGAUACGUCCCAACUACUUAUCCAAAGAGGUAUUAUUGGCGCACGUGACGACCUAGAGAAAUACACGUGUGAGUUGAACAUUCUGUACCCGAGUUUGACAAGAGCAUUGGCGUACGAUGAAUUUGUUUCCGGGAUAGAGCAUGCUUGCAGACGUCCAAUCAAUAUCGAUGUCUUCACUGCAGAGAAUGAGUUCCGUGCUACACAGUUCCUUGUGGUUAAAGAACAGGAGGAGAAGGAUAUAAAUAGCACUAUUGUGCAUAGCGAAAACGAUAUAAAGGAGCAACAAUCCGCCAUUCUCCCUCAUCCACCUAUGCUUGGCCUUCCUCCUAGGCCAAAAAGCGUACCAGGACUAUCCUUGCCUUUCGCUUGCAACAAGGCUUCGAAUAUAACCACUAGUUCGAUAACCGAGUCUGAAAGGCCUCAAAGCGGUGUGUUGAAAAAGCGUAGGUCGAUUAAGUCUGCUCUUUGUCAACGCGAAUUAGCCAAACGUGCAGCUGAGCUCAAACAAGCAUAUGAGCAAACAAUUAAGGACUUCCCCAGUGGAGAUACAGAGCUACCUGCUAUUCGGCGAGAAAUAGCUGAGUUUCGGUCAAGAUUUAUAGAUGCCUUAACCGGUGCUGAUGCAACCUUAAGUGACCUGGUUAAAUUGCGCUACACUGCAUACAAAACAAUCAACAGAAGGUUAAAAAGAACAGUAGCUCGAACAACCGAGCACACAGUACAAAAGCAUGGUGAAAAAAGUACGUCCUCUGUACAUCUGCAAAGCUGCUUGGCACGCAUGAAGGAGCAGGCAAUCACUAAUGAUAUUGCAAAGUUAAAAGAGGUCAUAUCCUCUUCAGCAGCUUUGUCAACGCUCCCAGUUUCUUUGCGGAACUACUUUCGGUCAUGGCUUGAGGUAGAAAGUGAGGCAAACAAUCUUUUUACAUACGUGGACAAAAAGAUAGCCUUAAAGCUCUCCUCCAAAUCUCAAGACCACAAGCAUAUUGCAAGAAUAUCGAGUAGAGCAAUCGAUGCUAACAUUCACGGGUGGUCCGUGUGUAUUGACUUUGGAGUGCUUGCCGGGGCUGAAUAUCGCUUGCUAGCACUAUUUGACUUAUUGCCGUUUUAA
This is a messenger RNA of Giardia duodenalis, 4548 nucleotides long. RefSeq lists its product as uncharacterized. Lineage: Eukaryota; Fornicata; Diplomonadida; Hexamitidae. Bases 1 to 4548 code for a protein of 1515 amino acids. The record is from RefSeq and is a predicted model, not a curated record. The transcript has a single exon.